CAGCUGGAUGAUUCGGUACAAGUACUGAGCGAUUAUAUAAAAAAUGAUCAAAUUGGAACGAUUGGAAAUGCUCAUUUAGCCAUUUCAGACUGCAAUGGAUUAAAUAUAGACGUAUGCAAACAAAUUGCGAGAAAAUUUUCACUGUCUUUGGAUUAUGUAAAAUCUGGAUAUUUUGAACCAUUAAGUUUAGAUGAAAAGCCUAAAAAAUUUCCCGAUUUCAUGGAAAGAGUUGACAAAGAAACUUAUAUUUCUAACAGAGCUCUGGGAGAAUUAUAUAGAAACUGUAAACUUUUUGAACGAAAUACAAGUUCUAUUGAAUUAGAAACUGUAGACUUAAAACAUGAUCCUGAUUUAAUUUAUGAAGGAUGGGAAGAAUAUAAAAACUCUGCUUUAAAAUCCAAGGCGAAAUAUGAUUAUCUUUUACAGUGCAUUAUGCAAAGAUACGGUAUUGAAACCGAAGUGGAAUUAAUAACUGGAGCUUUUCAACAAGUUCAUGAACGAUUUAGUCAAAGACACGAUAUAAUAGACGUAGAAAAAUUUCUAAUUGGUUCAGUUGAAAAAUUGCAUGAACGUUUCAGAGAAGAAUUUUAUAAGGAGUUUGGCCUUAAUGAAAAUGAAGACAACGAUUUUGUAAAUUUAAGUAACUUUCAAGACAAAAUUUUAAAGAAAGCAUCUGCAUGGUAUGCAGUUACCUACUUAUUUCGACCAAAAGACUUUCAAAAUUCUAUACGUUUCUUCAGUUUUCCUUGGAUUGUGGCCAAACAUUUGAUUACUCUAAAGCUACAGAAAUUUUUAAUUAGACCUGCAACAACUUCUAAUACGUCCAUUAUUAACUUUUUAGAUAAACGUUUAGCGGAUAUGGCAAGAAAAUUACCUAAAUCCCAGAGUGAAAUGCUGCUUCUAGCAAACUGUCAUAAAAUUCAUAAAAACAUUAUACAAUUUACAUAUAGAUUGAUAAUCGGGUGGCUAAGUAGUAAAGAACGAAUCGAUUCUGCAAAAGAAGCAUGGUUGGCUAAAUACUUUAAUAAAUUCUUAGACAAAAACUGUUACUACAAUGAAAGAAACGAAGAAGAAAAUAUUAAAACAAUAAACAUUAUUAAUCUUUGCUUCUCAUUUUUGAAGAUGGCAAGAAACGAAUCUUCAUUUCCUGAUAAUUUGCAAUGGAUUCCCUCUUAUGCUAGAGAAACUUAUCAUCUUCUAGCUGCUACUGCAAAUCCAAAGGCAUUUUGUCCCAUUGAAGAUAAAAAGAAACCAAAGGAAUCGGUGGAAAUGGAGCCAAUAAAACUUCUUAUGAAAAUUAUUCCAGGAGAUAAACAUAGAAGGUUACAGACUUUGCGCAAAAUUCUCAGCUGGUUAGCGCCAUUAGAUAAUAUGACUUUAAGAAUUGACGAAAAAAUUAACGUGGUAAUAUCGGCGAAAGGACCAUUUCAAUCGAUAAGCUUCCUUCAAGAAUUACUUACAACGGAUACCGAAACUCUUAAAGCGAAAUUGGAAGGAUGGAACGAAAUUCUUCAUUCGGAAAAAUCCGAACCGAAUGAUGAACUUGAACCAUAAAACUUAUUAUGUCUAUGACUUUA
Centruroides sculpturatus (bark scorpion) is the source of this 1577-nucleotide messenger RNA. RefSeq lists its product as uncharacterized. Lineage: Eukaryota; Metazoa; Arthropoda; Arachnida; Scorpiones; Buthidae. Gene Ontology annotation, biological process: siRNA processing. The transcript is spliced from 2 exons. Gene Ontology annotation, cellular component: nuclear RNA-directed RNA polymerase complex. Gene Ontology annotation, molecular function: RNA-directed RNA polymerase activity. The record is from RefSeq and is a predicted model, not a curated record. The coding region runs from base 220 to 1554 and encodes 444 amino acids.